This is a messenger RNA of Pan troglodytes (chimpanzee), 4108 nucleotides long. RefSeq names its product coiled-coil domain containing 68 (gene CCDC68). The transcript is spliced from 12 exons. Bases 249 to 1256 code for a protein of 335 amino acids. The record is from RefSeq and is a predicted model, not a curated record. Gene Ontology annotation, cellular component: intracellular anatomical structure. NCBI's taxonomy places the organism in Eukaryota, Metazoa, Chordata, Mammalia, Primates, Hominidae. Gene Ontology annotation, biological process: intracellular signal transduction.
UGCCCUGGGCGCGCCCCGCGGGGCGGAGCCAAGCCUGCGGGCGGUGGCGGCUGCACUCGCAGGGCCCUGGCAGCCGACCCUGGCCCCAAGGUCCGAUCGCCCAGGGGAGGAGCAGCACCGGGACCCCGCGUCGGCUGGGCGCCCCACAAGGGAAGCCAGUCUUAAUAUGAUGGAAACAUCUCUGAACUUCUAAAAGACCAAGGUUGGCGUUUGAGCUCUAUUAAUUUUACUUCGUCUUGGAAUUCACAAUGACAACAGUGACAGUGACCACAGAAAUUCCCCCAAGGGAUAAGAUGGAAGAUAAUUCUGCCUUGUAUGAGUCUACGUCCGCUCACAUUAUUGAAGAAACCGAGUAUGUGAAAAAGAUUCGAACUACUCUGCAAAAGAUCAGGACCCAGAUGUUUAAAGAUGAAAUAAGACAUAACAGUACAAAUCACAAACUAGAUGCAAAGCACUGUGGAAACCUUCAACAGGGCUCUGAUUCUGAAAUGGAUCCUUCUUGUUGCAGUUUGGAUUUGCUUAUGAAAAAGAUAAAAGGAAAAGACCUACAGCUCUUAGAAAUGAACAAAGAGAAUGAAGUAUUGAAAAUCAAGCUGGAAGCCUCCAGAGAAGCAGGAGCAGCAGCUCUGAGAAACGUGGCCCAGAGAUUAUUUGAAAACUACCAAACGCAAUCUGAAGAAGUGAGAAAGAAGCAGGAGGACAGUAAACAAUUACUCCAGGUUAACAAGCUUGAAAAAGAACAGAAAUUGAAACAACAUGUUGAAAAUCUGAAUCAAGUUGCUGAAAAACUUGAAGAAAAACACAGUCAAAUUACAGAAUUGGAGAACCUUGUACAGAGAAUGGAAAAGGAAAAGAGAACACUACUAGAAAGAAAACUGUCUUUGGAAAACAAGCUACUGCAACUCAAAUCCAGUGCUACAUAUGGAAAAAGUUGCCAGGAUCUUCAGAGGGAGAUUUCCAUUCUCCAGGAGCAGAUCUCUCAUCUGCAGUUUGUGAUUCACUCCCAACAUCAGAACCUGCGCAGUGUCAUCCAGGAGAUGGAAGGAUUAAAAAAUAAUUUAAAAGAACAAGACAAAAGAAUUGAAAAUCUCAGAGAAAAGGUUAACAUACUUGAAGCCCAGAAUAAAGAACUAAAAACCCAGGUAGCACUUUCAUCUGAAACUCCUAGGACAAAGGUAUCUAAGGCUGUCUCUACAAGUGAAUUGAAGACCGAAGGUGUUUCCCCUUAUUUAAUGUUGAUUAGGUUACGGAAAUGAACUGGCUGGAUGAAGAUCUGAUUUAGAAAGACUGCGUGAGUCUUAUUUAUUCUCUGAAACACAGCCCAAGUUUCAUGUUAAAAUGGCACAAUGCCAUUAUUUAAAUGGAACUUAUUACAUACCAAUGGCUUUGCAAGAAGAUGACAUUUCAGAAAAUCAAACAAAUAUAUAUUUAAUGGAUGGACUCUUCAAAACUUACCAAAUAGUUGAAGAAACCAGGUGCCUUCUCAUGAUGGAAGACAGAUUCUGCUUUAAAUUAAAAAAAAAAAAAUCUGAAUCUUGUUUUCAGAUUUUUUUUUUCUACUGGGACUGUUUUAAGAUUGUCAAUUCUGACUUUUUUAUAGUGGUUUUUAAGAGUAUAAAUAGAAGGGAGAGUGUAUAUAUGUAUGAAUGAACAUACAUUUCCUGCAUAUAUAUGUAUGAAGGGCAUGUAUAUGUAUGAAUGAGCAAACAUAUUUGAAAGUUAACUUUUGGAUGAUAGGAAAGAUCGUACAGUGACAUAAGUUCAUCUCCUGAUCCAUUGUUUGUGGGAGAAUUAUACUUGACUGAAUUAUGGGCAGGAGAAAGAGCAGAUUCCUUUUAGCUAAUUCCCCAACCCAUAUGCCCCUCUGAAGUUGAGAAUCAUGGCUGCCUCACCACACAUCAGAGAAUGACUGUUCUUCUUAGUUCUGGGAUUAAAAAUUGGUUUCUAGAGGUAACCUGUACACACAAACGCACAGGGAUGCACAUGGUUUCCUCUGCCUUUGUGACUAAUUUUCUUCUUGAUAGUUAUUAAUAGUAUCUAAAUAAAAUAUUGGGGGGGAUAGAAAAAUAAUGCUGUUAGCUCAUACUUCCAUGAAAAUGUAUAUAUUAUAGGCUCAAAGGAAUAAUGACUGCUGUCUGCAGCCAGAAAGAAUCUGAAUUUAUGAAUUGGAAAGAUAUAUAUAGUGUAUUUGUGAAAGUUUGCUUAAAUUCUGAUACAUGCCUUCUUUGUAGGUGGAGUUUGUGAUUGCAGUGAAUAGAACAAAUUCUGACUUGCAGAAAUGCAGACAUACAGUCAGGAAAGAACAAACUUCAAUUAAAUGUAUAAUGAGAGACCUUGGUCCCCCUAAAGGAUGAAUUUCCUUUAGGCCUUUGAUCUUCCUCUCUAGUGUAUAACUUUAAAUAUUUGCUCAGGAAAGAUGCUGACUCUUUCAUUAUGGAAUGUGAAAUAUCAGUGUUGUCUAUAAAUAUUUGAAGGUAUAUAAAAAUGAGAUGAUGUAAUGUAUUUAUAAAUUUAUCCAAGUACUGUAAUCCUUGAAUUGUUGUGUAACUGUGUGUGAGUUUUAUGCUUCAUGGUAUCUUUGGAAACAUUUUUAUUGCUUGCCUAUUUUGAAGGUAUAUUUAUCUGUUAACAUUUAGGGCAUAGUUACCUUAUACCAGCAACAAGUCUAAGCACUUUACUUGUAUUAAUUUCUUUUAUCUUCCCCAAGGCCCUCAGAAGCAGAUUAUUCCUGUUUUACAGAGAAAGAUACUGAGAGUGGUUGAGUAAUUUGCCCAGCUGCUAACUGUGAAGCAAAAAUUUGAACCUUUUGACUUGGCUAUUGAUAUUCAUUCUACUUGCUCACAUGGUGGUCUAAGAAAUUUCCCAGCUAUAGAAAUCUCUCUAUUUUUGCCACUUUAAUCAACACAUAGCUUCCUGGAUGACUGCCUGUGUUAUUUUGUGGAUGACAGUAAGAAACAACAAAUACUGAUAGAAUCAAUAUUUUGCUGAAAUGAGUUGAUCUUUCACCAGCUGGACUACCAUUGUGAGAACUCAGUUCAGACAAACUUCCCUGCUAAAAAUCUGUUUAUCAUACAUUUAUUAUUUAUGACUUUAUGUCACAUUGAAGAAUUUCUUCAUGAUACAUUUUCAGGCACACUUGUAGGAAAAUUAGGAUCAUGAGUCCUGCUUUAAGUAUUUGCAGUAUAGUAAGAGAAUCCAUCUUUUACUAGGAGACCAGAUUCCUUUUAUACCUCAUUCAUCACGCUGGAUUGUAAUAAAUUUCAGAUUUUGGAAUGGGCUUAUUUAACUGACCUAACAAUCUUGAUGAUUUCCAUUAGAAUAACUUAUUCUAAGGUCAAAAGUGGAAAGACACUGUUGGUUUUUAUUUUGAUUUCACUAUACUCAUUUUUGAACAUGGAAAUACAGUGGUGAAACCACCUAUGCAAAAAUGAUAACAGUGGGGAAAUUAUGACAGUGAAAGAGAUCUGACCUAACUAACUAUCUAUCUUGCCUCGAAACUGCCCUUGGUCGUUCCUGAGUGUGGGCCAAGCUAACUUUGGGAGAAAUUUACUUUAUAGGUUAAAUUAUAAUAGCCCUUCCCAAAACUAAACGAUUCUCCUGCCUCAGCCUCCCGAGUAGCUGUCUUUAUAAUACCAUCAGCCUUAUCAUUUAUUCGUCAUGUAUGGAUUGUUUCCUAUAUCCACUAUCAUAAAAUUAUCAUUUGAAAUAUUUUUUUAUGAAAAAAAAACACUUCUCAGUGAAAAAACAAGAUUACAAGGGGGAAUAAUAUUUAUUCAGCUAAAAUAGUACUCCACAGGAAAUAUAGGAAAAGAAACACUAGUUCAGUUUUAUUCCAAAUAAAUGUACUUCUAAUUAUACUCUUGAAUUUAUUGGAUAAGAAGGUCUGAGGUGGGUCUGAAAUUCAUACAUGACGUCAGGAAAAGAAAAGAAACUUAGUUCUACCUGAUUACAUAUGUUGUUACAAAUUAUCAUUGUAAAAUGUUUAAACAAUUAGUAUAGUAUAUCUUUUGAAUAAUUGCUUAUAAUAUGCCUUACCAUAAAGAAAAUUGAUGCUACAUUGUGUGAAUUGUUUGGUUUUCUUUUUAUAUUAAAAUUAUGCAUAAAUGAA